Messenger RNA from Prionailurus viverrinus (fishing cat), 1811 nucleotides. RefSeq names its product dysbindin domain containing 1 (gene DBNDD1). The transcript has 4 exons. The record is from RefSeq and is a predicted model, not a curated record. NCBI's taxonomy places the organism in Eukaryota, Metazoa, Chordata, Mammalia, Carnivora, Felidae. Gene Ontology annotation, cellular component: cytoplasm. Gene Ontology annotation, biological process: negative regulation of protein kinase activity. The coding region runs from base 119 to 616 and encodes 165 amino acids.
GCUGCUGCCCCGAUGCGCUGCGCCGGGAGCUGGGGCCGCGUCGCCGCCGCAGCUGCAGGGGCGCCCGGGCCGGGUGACGCCGACGCCGCCCGCGCCCCUCCCAGACCCCGCUGGCCGCAUGGAGCCCCCGGAGGGCGCCGGCCCCGGAGGUAACACCGUCUUUGUUGCAGAAAUGGUUAAGGAGGCUGAGGUGCCACAGGCAGCCCUGGGCACCCUGGCCCAUGGGACAGGAGACAGCUGCCACUCGCCCACGGCCGAGGAGGAGGUGGGCAUCCCGAUACCAGCACCGGGGCUCCUGCAGGUCACAGAGAGGCGGCAGCCCCUGAGCAGCGUCUCCUCCCUGGAGGUGCACUUUGACCUCCUGGAUCUCACUGAGCUGACAGACAUGUCCGACCAGGAGCUGGCUGAGGUCUUUGCUGACUCGGACGACGAGAGCCUGGCCAGCGAGUCGCCAGCAGGCCUGCACCCACUACCCCGGUCUGGCUGUCUGCGCUCCCCCUCCUGGACGCGAACCAGGGCCGAGCAGAACCGAGAAAAGCAGCCACUUGGUGACCAGGAGCGCCAACCAGCAAUUGUGGACACAUUUCUCACCGUGGAAAGGCCCAAGGAGGACUAGGCCAGCUGGCCCCGGGGCCCAGGCAGGACAAAUCCGGACAGUACUGACCCCAUGGACACUGCCCACCCAUGUGGCUCUGGGUCAGGUUCUCGGGGUGCCCCAGCACAAGCACAGCCCAAUGGCCUUAUGUCCCCCUCCGUCCCAGUCCCUGAGUCUCGGACAACAAUGGCUGAGGACGAGGUGGGAGUGGCCUAGGCCUUUUGGAAACUUCUGCCUGCAGGAGGGGUGCUCUCAUCUGCCACAAGAAUCCCGAGGGGGUGUGGGGUGAGGGGAACCUAAGUCGGAGACAGCUUCUCUGCAAACCCCCUGAGGGCCUCAGGGUUCUGGUCUGGGAAUGGCCACACCGUGCUCCAGCCCGCGGGAUGCUCUGCUAUCCAGCCAAGUGUGUGGGUAGGGGAGUCCGUCCUGAACAACGCCACCUUCAUUUCAGUCCCAUCCUCUUCUUGCCACCCAGGGAGAAUUGCUGGCACCAGGGCCCCCUCCUCAGGCCCUAAGACCCUGCUUGUCUUGGUCCCCGUGUCACAGCCGAGCCCACCCUCUGUGGUUCGUAACACCAAAUAAGGCACAACCGCCUCAGACUGUGUGGGUGGGCAGGGUCUGCCCUUGCCCGGGACACAGUCCGGCAUCCGUGCCCCUGCUUGGCGUCCUGGCCUGGGGUAGAGACGCCCGAGGGGGACUGGGAAUAUGAGGGGCCCUCGCACAGCCCCCAGGCCCCAACUUAAGGGCAUCAGGUUCAGCUGCUCCCAAUGCUGCUUUUUAUGAGCUAAGGGAUGAAAGAGGCUUCUGGUCCCACAGCAAAUCCAAGAACAGUUUAAAAAUAAAUAAGUAAGUCUGCUUUUGGUCCCCAGGCCAACCCGCCCUGACCCGUUUCCCACCAAAACGUUUCUACGGGAGGAGAACCUGCCCUCCUACGGAAGCCCGGGCGUGCCCUGGGCCCGCUGUGCACAGCUAAAGGCAAGUCCCCCGCUGAGAACACAGGCCUGCUCCCUCCACUCGAGGAGGACCAACUCAAAGGAUGUCUGCCAGGCACCAUCCAGAAGUCCGCUUAAACACAAACCCCGUCAGGGCAGCUGCAUGGCCCCCCCGCCCCCUGCGUCUUUUCCCUCCAUCUCUAGCCUUCCUGCUAUGGCUUCCGCAGAGUUUAUUUACAAACAUUGGGAUUAAAAUCUCACCUCUUCCCAAGGCCCAACCGGUG